This is a messenger RNA of Anas platyrhynchos (mallard), 5692 nucleotides long. NCBI's taxonomy places the organism in Eukaryota, Metazoa, Chordata, Aves, Anseriformes, Anatidae. The record is from RefSeq and is a predicted model, not a curated record.
UCGGACACCAAGUUUCUCGCUCGGGCUCGGGGACGCUUUCGGGGGGUGAGGUCCCUCGGCGUGCACCCCCACGGUGCGAGGCGUGAAGGUGACUUUAUUCCGGGAGGUUUUGUGCCACCGGGAGCUGCUGGAUGCCUCCUGCCCCGGUGUCGGCACCUGGGGGAAACGGGGAGGGGGACACGCACGGGGAGACCCCCGUUGGGGUGAUGCAGAGCGGUCCCCGUUACUUUUUCCGCCUCGUGGUGCAUCGGUGCUGCCCUACUUUUCUCCUUCCCCGCGUGGCCCCGCCGUGACCGGCGAUUCAUUGCUGGGGACACCGGGCUGCUCGUCACCGCCGCUUCUGUGGGGUUGGGGGGCAGCUGUGCCGGGGGUGUUCAGGUAUUUGGGGAGCGGGGAGGGUGCCCGAGCUGGCGGCAGACAGACAGAAAUCCUUUAAUUCGGGAGCGCGCCGCACCGCUCCGCGCGCCCACCCGGCACCUCUCCGCUCAGGAAAGCGGUGAGAAAACCCCCGAGAGGGAAAUCGCUGCCUGCCAAGCGACCUCGUGGAGGGGCUCCUGCUGCAGCAAAGCCCCCAAAAGGCGGCUGGCUGGCACCCCUGUCCCCAGUUCCCCUCAUUUUGGGGCUGAGGUCGGAGCCGCUUUCCCCAUCCCCGCCGGGCUGCGGAGCCGGCGCGAUGUUUAAAAUCAAGGCAGAGCCUUGGAAGGUGACCGGCUGGACUCUGAAUGUCUUUGUAAAGUUUCGGAAUAAGUACUCGGCACCAGGCAGCGUCGCCGUCAUGGGGAAGGACUACUACAAGAUUUUGGGCAUCCAGUCCGGAGCCAACGAGGAUGAGAUCAAGAAAGCCUACCGGAAAAUGGCCCUGAAGUAUCACCCCGAUAAGAAUAAAGACCCCAACGCCGAGGAGAAGUUCAAGGAGAUCGCGGAGGCUUACGAUGUCCUGAGCGACCCCAAGAAGCGAGCCGUGUACGACCAGUACGGGGAGGAAGGUCUCAAGACUGGAGGUGGCUCUUCAGGUGGCUCAGGGAACACUUUCCACUACACCUUCCACGGAGACCCCCACGCCACCUUCGCGUCUUUCUUCGGAGGCUCCAACCCCUUCGAUAUCUUCUUCGCUAGCAGCCGCUCCCGGGUGUUCAAUGGCUUUGACCAGGAAGACAUGGAUAUUGAUGACGAUGAUGAUCCUUUCAGUGCCUUCGGCCGCUUUGGCUUCAACGGCAUUAACGGGGUGCACCGGCGGCACCAGGAGUCCCUGCACACGCGGAGGAAGGUCCAAGACCCACCCGUCAUCCACGAGCUGAAGGUGUCCCUGGAAGAGAUCUACCACGGCUCCACCAAGAGGAUGAAGAUCACCCGCAGAAGGCUCAACGCCGAUGGCCGGACCAUGCGGACUGAGGAUAAGAUCCUGAACAUUGUCAUCAAACGGGGCUGGAAGGAGGGAACCAAAAUCACGUUCCCCAAAGAAGGGGACGCCACGCCGGACAACAUCCCUGCUGACAUCGUCUUCAUCCUCAAGGACAAGCCUCACUCGCACUUCAAGAGGGACGGGACGAACGUGGUCUACACCGCAAACAUCAGUCUUAAAGAGCGUAGGGUAUUCACAUGUGGAGGAAAGCCCGGGUGCUUUGUAGGAGCAAAGGAAACCCCAAGUUUGCUGACACCGGUCUGGUCCCUGCUUGUUCAUGUUUCUGUCCUGCACGGUGCCAGGCACCACCCCACAUGAGAGCAGGGUCACACAGAGAAAAGCAACACCUUGACCUUGCUGAGCGCUGCUUUAGCCCCGAACAGCUGCUUGCUUUGCUUCUGGCUCCCCUGGACAAAGGGCGAAAUCUCAACAAAAAGGCUGUGAGCAAAACCCAGCGCAUCCAGGCUGUCAGUCCUGGAGGUCACAGUGAGACACCAGAGCAGCAAACCGUGUGAAGGUGGGAGAGGAAGGGGAGCUUACCCCAGAACAAGAUGUGCCGUUUGCUGCUGCUGCUGCUGCCUAACUACCUUUUAAUAAAUCCCAGCUGGCAGCUGCAUUUAACAUUGACGUUUUUGGCAGCUGCCAUUUGCUGUUCCUUUCAGACUGUAGACGCUGUCUGUCUUCUUAAUGAGCUGAUUUUUUUUUUUUCUUUUUUUUGAAGACAGAUUUAUGUUCUCAAAUGCAUUUAAUAGAAAUAAGCUCAAUGGGCCAGACCUGAGGUAGGGAAACGUGAGCUCCUGAGUGUGCCAGCAAGUCAGAAGAGCUUUGCAACAGCUCCGCAUCCCUGCUGGGGCUGUGACCAGCUACAGUGGGGGCAAGGGCAACCCUGAGGGGCAGGCAGAGCUGGGCACUCCUGAAACAAAAUCAUCUCUAAUUAACCUGUGGGCUUGGGAGCUGAAUUUCCUUUUGUGUUGCAGAGGGGAUUGGAGUAUGGAGGUUUAUUCCUGCUGGCCCCUCCAGAAAUACUUGGGAGAGACUGCAUUAUUUAUGGAGUCCUGCAUGCCAUAUCUCGGAUGUUUCCUUCUGUGCAUUCCCCUAUCUCUUAAAAUUACCCCCCCGGGAUGGCUGUCCUGAUGUCUGGCCCACGUUGGGUCCAGGUUGAUGCUGCCCCGUGAGCAGCAAGCAGAGCAGCGCGCCCGGCCCCGUGCAGCGGUGCUGUGCCAGGGGAGGUGCUGGCUGCCUCCUGCCCCUGUGAUCUCCAUCCAGCUGCCCGUAAACAGGGCAUUUGCUUCACAUCACAGCAGUCACGAAGAGAGACCGGUGGAAACUGCUGGUCCAGGCAAAUUCCUCUGCUCUUUGAGCCGGGCUGCCUGCUCUCUGCGCUCCCUCGCCGCAGACCGAACGUGCUGGGGAUGCUCGGAGAGAUGCUGGCCUGGCUGCCAGCCCCAGCCUCCCGCUUGCCAGGGCAGCUUUGCUGCUUUUAUCUGACAUGAGAAGAAGUAGCUGAAGUACUCUGAAGCAGGAGCAGAUGCCAGGAGCUCCCCGACACCAUAUGCCACCAUCUCGGUGCGUGGCGGAGUGAAUCACAGCACAACCUCUUCAUUACCUAAGCCUACAGCCUCCGAGUAGCCUCGAGUGCUUUCCUUGCACUGUUCAUCCUUGAGAGUCUGCCUCUUUUAGCUUGAGCCUUGGUCUCCUUAGCUGCACAGCAGGGUGCCAGCAGGCCCUUGGAGCUGUGAUCCCACUCGUGGUCAUGCUGGAGACCCCUGGCCAGCAUCUUACAGCCAAGGGGAGAAAGGCUUCCAGCCAUGGCCCUGCAUUUGGGGCACUGGGGUAGGAUGGGGUGGCAGGAGGGCUUGGAAACUCCAGCAUCUGCUUCCUUAUGGCCCCUUCUUGAACCUGAACCUGCUCUUCCAUCGGAACCAGUAGCACCCAGCACCCACAGACCUUUACCCAUAUUGUCUCUGGUGGUGAUGGGCGAUGCCACCUUGGUGGCUGGGCUGCCACUUCCCAUCCCCACAUCCCAGCACCUCUGGUGCUCGCGUCCUCGUCCCGCAUCCCUCAUCUGGGACGGCUUCUGCCGCCCCAGGAGGUGCGAGAGGGCUUCCCCAAGAGACUCGUGGGCUGCAGGGACGUGUCCGUGCCUAAAAUUACAGGCGCGCACCGCAGUGGGAGGCCGAGGGAGGGCGGAGUGACACUGCUACGGCAGCUGCGCUCCUGGAAGGCAGAUCUGAGGCAGCACCCGCGGGUUUCACCGCGAUGGAAGCGGCGCCUCGCCUCGCGGCAUCCUUCACCUGGCGUCACCUUCCUCGAAGCACCCAGGCGGCAGCAUCCGACGGCCCCCCCGCUGCUGCCCGCAGAGCGGGACCCGCCGCUGACCCAGAUAAAGCUCGGUGCUUGCGGCUCAGCCAUCAAACCCACGCUGGUUUCCUACCAAAAAAAAAACGAACCUCUCUGCAGGAUGCAGGGCAGCUCCGGGGCUGCGCUCGCCGCGCGUCGCCCUGCUAUAGGCGCUCGCUUGCGGGUACUGGUGUUGCUUCAGCUUCCAGCUUCUCAAAUGCCAACCGAGCUGGGCGAGAAGGAUCGAAAACAGGAACAGACGGCGAAGGAGAGAUCGCCUCUAAUUCCUGCGUCUUGGCUCCGGGAAGGAGACACUGAGAUCCUGUCUGUGCGCUCACCGCCUGCCUCUGCUCGCGUCCCUCGGCUUCUGCGGGGCAAGCACGGCGCUGAGGAGCAGCGCCCACGCCGCGAGCCUGGCAGGGGGCUCUCUGCUUGGUGUUCCUGUCCCUUGGGCUGGGUGUAAGCAUCCCAGCCACGCUUCUGCUGCCCUACUUUGGUCUCAGAAGCUCGUUCUGGAAGCUGAAGUAUUCGCCUGGCUUCCCUCUGGCCACGUUGUGGCCAUGCACCCCCUGCUCGCACAGAGCCGGCUUUGAACCUCCUCCUACAGCCCGAAAAAUCCCGUCUGGGAGGAGACCCAGCACAGAUGGGUUGUGCAAAGAGGCAGCAGGCUCCAUCUUUCCUCUUCUCAGCUCACCUGAGCCCUAGAGCCAAGCCCAGCAGGGGUGGCUCUGUGCUGGCUUUGGUGCAAAGCCCUGGCACCGCAGCAGAAGCAGCAGCCUUCAGCCUCAAGCCAGGGGUCAGCGGGGAAGAAGGGCUGUGACUGCUGCUGCUCCCUUUUUCUUUGUCCCUGUUGCUUUUCCUGGGAAGGAGGCUGCAGAACAUCCUCCCCUACUCCCCUUGCAGGGUGUCUUUUGGGGACAGGAGGGCACCGGGACCCCCAAACCCCAUCCCGAGGGGACGAGUGCUUUGCAUGCAGGACAGGACCAGCCCCAUCAAAUCCUCCCCUUCCAGAAGUAUCGCUCCGCAGUCCUCCGUCAGCAGCAGCCUCUCUCCUUGCUGAAAGCCCGGAGACGCUGCUGCCCACGUGUACGGCAGAGCUGUCUGAGUUAUUUAAGGACACCAGGAUUUUCUUGCUGCAUUCCCGCAUCACGUGGCUCGCUAACGCAGGGCGGCUUGCGGCUGCUGCCGGCUUCUGCAGGAAGGCAGCACCCAGCCCCGGGAUGGGGAUGGGAAUAGGGAUGGGGAUGGGGAUGAAGAGGGCAGCCUGGAAAAUCAGCUCCUGGCUUUGCAGUGAGGGGACGUGGCUACUUUGCAAGGGGGGGGGGGGGACGUGGCCACAUGGAGGUCCCUGCAGCAGGGAUGCAAGGCACGCCGGAGCCACUCUCCCCAAGCCUGCAGUUUCGGGGAACCGUCUCGUUCUUGCUUCUUCCUUCUUGGGCCACCAAGGUAUAAAAAUAGCUGCAGGGCAGUGGCGCAGUGCAGUAACCUAACCCUUUGCCUGAGCAGGGGCUGGUGGCAGGGAGCAGCCCUGCAGGGCCCCCAGCUUCCAGGAAAGCGCGGUGCCGUGCCCCGUGCCGGCGUAACCUUCGGGAGGCUUUGGCUGGGGUGGGGGGCACAGGCUGUGCUAUAGAUAACCCCCGGGCUCCGAAGGGUGACAGCUGAUGAACCGCAGAGGCAUCCGAUGAGCUCAGCUGGGCUUUCGGCUUCCCCCCCCACACACCCUGCUGGGAUCCCAGAUUGGGUAGCGAAAGGGCUAAAUUUGGGCUGCCCUGUUGCUGCGAGCCGCGGGGCGCUCACUGGGAGGAGCAGGGGAUGGGGAGCGGGGAUCCUGCCACCCGUGGGGCUUCUGUCCCACGGUGCUGGGGAUGGGGAGCGGGGCUGGGGUCUCUUUGGGUGCACCCCUGGGUGCCAUGGGGCUGGCAGCCCGGCUGACGGCGUCUCCCCGCUUUU